Messenger RNA from Lytechinus variegatus (green sea urchin), 991 nucleotides. Its product is annotated as protein PXR1-like. The record is from RefSeq and is a predicted model, not a curated record. NCBI's taxonomy places the organism in Eukaryota, Metazoa, Echinodermata, Echinoidea, Temnopleuroida, Toxopneustidae. The coding region runs from base 137 to 442 and encodes 101 amino acids. The transcript has 4 exons.
GUGGAUGAUCCUUCUAUUUGGAUGCUAUAUAAACCGUCCAUCAUCAGGGAUCAGCAAAAGGAUAGUUUGAAGUCAUCUGAGAAGGAACCACGCUUUCGACUCUGUCAAGAUAUCCUAAUUUCGAACAAGUUCAACCAUGGCUUCAAAGCUACUCGCAGUCGCCCUCGUUGUUCUCCUCGUUGGGUCUGUAUGCGCUUUCUUCGACCUCGACGAGGAUGAUGGCGGCAUGGCCAAUGGUUAUGCGGACGAUGGGUAUUCUUUAGAUGAGUUCAUUGACAGUCUCCAACCCUCGCUCGCAGUCAAGAGAGAUACUAACAGAGCCAAGGCUAACAGACGAUACUUCAUGUGUCCUCCGAUUACGGGAUCUUCCCAAGAGUGUUGGUGCCACAAGAAACCGCCACAGAGAAUAUUCCAUUGCUUCGGGAGAUCCAAUGGAAAAUAAUCACCCUGUGACAUCAUGAAGGAAGGUAUCCACGACAUACACUGCUGGAAUUCACUUAUCGAUACUUAUUUCCCUAAAGCAGUCACUUCUAUUAUAAGAUGUUCUGCUCUUCUGGUAUAUGCCGAAGAGCAAUAGAGUCACCCUCUUCAAACCGUACCUCAGUAAAAUUGUAUUUCUUAUGAUGGAUAUAUCUGUAUUCGUAAGUUAGCCCAUGAUUGGAAAUAUUAGUAUGAACUCGCAUGCAUAGCGCCAUGCUUUUGGAUUUUAUCAUCGAGGCUUUCUGUAAACUUUCUUUAAACUUUUCAUCGUAGAGGGGGCUGUAUUACCUGAAGGUUAAUGAAGGGCAGUGUUAUAAUAAUGCCACAGGUUUAGUGUACAAUGCCGUUUGAUUCACUAUCUUUAAAAAGGUAAUAAGUGGGAUGUGCUUAUUUUUGGAAGUAUAAAUAGAUAAUGGAUUAGAUGUCAUAAUGGACAUUUCAUUAUAAAUUUAAUGUAGAAAAUGUAAAUCAACUGAUCAAUUCGAAUAAAUACAUCACCUGCAGAGCAACA